UAGCGUAUUGUUAUACCUGGCCGGUCCAAAGGUGGAAACAAUAUUUGCCACGCUCUCUGAUACGGGAGAAGAGAACGACUUCGAUAAAGCCAUAGAGAAAUUGACAGAGUAUUUCGCGCCGAAGAAAAACAUUCUAUACGAGCGACAUAUUUUUCGCCAAGUCAGCCAGCGAUCUGACGAAACAAUUGACCAAUUCUGUACACGACUGAGACAUCGUGCCUCGACAUGCGAAUUCGAUAAUGUAGAGGACGAGAUUAAAACACAAAUCGUGGAGAACUGCAGGUCUAGUCGACUCAGAAGGAAAGCAUUUCGGGAUGACCCCAAGCUGGAUGAUUGGAUUAAAUACGCGAGAGCACUGGAAAUUUCUGAUCACCAUGCUGAAGAAAUGGAAAAGCAACACCGUCAGGAGGCUGUGUAUCAAAACACCAGACGAGAUUUUCCGCCAAGGGAUAUAAAAGGUAAACAAGCACAAACUUGUUAUAAUUGUGGAGGGACGUACCCCCACCAAGGCAGGCCCUGCCCUGCUGCAGGCAAGACCUGUCAUAAUUGCUCAAAAACUGGACAUUUCGCUCGAGUUUGUAAGUCUGAACAAAAACCAAUCUCUCGAAAACCUCGAAUGCCUCAGGACCAAUAUAAAUCGAAGGCAAACAAGUUGAAUGCUUUGAACCAAUAUCGGCAACAGCAACCACUCUCUACUGAGCCAACAGUACAAGGUGAACCGGAAGUAAGCGACAGUGAUAGCAAUGAGGAUAUAUUUGCUGUUUCGAGAGCCAAGAAAGUGAAGCAACCACCCAUGACAAAACUCAAAAUUAAUGGGGUGAAAGUAGAGUUUUUGAUUGACACCAGAGCUUCAGUGAACAUUUUGACACGAAAGGACUAUGAGUUUCUCUGUACAAAUUCAAAGGACCAAAUCUCUUUACGAAAAACUAAAACUAGAAUCUAUGCGUUUGGCUCUUCAGAACCAGUUGAGUUGAAAGGAAAGUUUGAAGUUCUAGUUGACUCAAAGCGUCGUGUUGCUGCCGCUACAUUUUAUGUCACAAAGGGAACUCAAGGCACUACUUCAAUUCUGGAGUGUGAGACAUCUACUAAUUUGCGUUUGAUUACCAUGAAUGUUAAUUCUGUGUCGAAAGUAUCGGAU
Molecule: messenger RNA, 1138 nt
Organism: Paramuricea clavata
Lineage: Eukaryota; Metazoa; Cnidaria; Anthozoa; Malacalcyonacea; Plexauridae
Source: the annotation of a GenBank genome assembly